Nematostella vectensis (starlet sea anemone) is the source of this 2351-nucleotide messenger RNA. Its product is annotated as ras-related protein Rab-14. The record is from RefSeq and is a predicted model, not a curated record. Gene Ontology annotation, cellular component: trans-Golgi network; recycling endosome; Golgi apparatus. Gene Ontology annotation, molecular function: GTPase activity; GTP binding. The transcript has 11 exons. The coding region runs from base 129 to 782 and encodes 217 amino acids. Lineage: Eukaryota; Metazoa; Cnidaria; Anthozoa; Actiniaria; Edwardsiidae. Gene Ontology annotation, biological process: Golgi to endosome transport; endocytic recycling; phagosome maturation.
GUGCUACAUCUCCCAGAAUUCCCCGGAGCCAAUGGUACGAAUCACGGGAUCCGCCAUCUUUUUGAUCUUCUCUUCCUCUCUGUAAUUUCAUCUUGAUAUUUUCAUUUCAUAUUUAAGAAGUCGCAAAGAUGGCUGCGACUGGCCCGUAUAACUAUUCAUACAUCUUCAAGUAUAUUAUUAUAGGCGAUAUGGGUGUGGGGAAAUCAUGUCUUCUUCAUCAAUUUACGGAAAAGAAAUUUAUGGCUGACUGCCCUCACACCAUCGGUGUUGAGUUUGGGACCAGGAUAAUAGAGGUGUCUGGUCAGAAAAUCAAGCUACAGAUCUGGGACACUGCAGGACAGGAGCGGUUUAGAGCUGUAACUAGAAGUUAUUACCGGGGGGCGGCAGGAGCACUUAUGGUAUAUGACAUUACAAGGAGAAGCACAUAUAACCACUUGAGUAGCUGGUUAACGGACGCCAGGAACCUCACAAACCCAAACACUGUGAUAUUUCUUAUUGGGAAUAAAUCUGACUUGGAUGCUCAGAGAGAUGUUACUUAUGAGGAGGCAAAGCAAUUUGCUGAAGAGAAUGGGCUCUUAUUCUGUGAAGCUAGUGCCAAAACUGGAGAAAAUGUUGAAGAUGCAUUCUUGGAAACUGCAAAGAAAAUUUAUCAAAAUAUUCAAGAUGGGAGCUUGGAUUUAAAUGCUGCUGAAUCUGGUGUCCAACACAAACCUCUAACUGGCCGACCACAGAAUGCCCUCAACACAGACCAGCAACCCAAUCAGGACAAGUGUUCAUGUUGAUUGAUGCAUGUCAAUCAUUGCUCCUACUGUACAGACAUUUUCAUCAGUGUAAUUAACAAAAUCACUCAUCUGUCUCAGAGUGCAAAGACUGCAAAAUGGAGACAGGCCCUUCAUUCAUAACACACAGACUUGAUGAAUGGCGAUGGGUGUUAUAGAGGCUUGGUAGAAACUAAUGGCAACAGGCCCUUAAUUUACAAACACAGACUUGAUGAAUGGGGAUGGUGUUAUAGAGGCUUGCUAGAAACUAAUCAGGACAGACAAUUAAACAUUUGUUAGAUGAGUGUUGGGAGAAAGGAGGUGUACAAGUUAUUCAACCCUCCCAUCCCCUGACCACCAACUCCUAAUAAAUACAUAUAACAAAAUUUUUUAGACACUAUCGCAAAAUUAGAACAUAUCUGUUUGUUAUGACAUCAAGACUAACCAAAAUAUGGGACCUGCCCUCACUCAUACUCUGCUUGGUGAAAAGUAAAAAAAAAGAUUACAAUGUACCCUGAUUGUUGUACAGUUUGGGUUAGUAUACUCUUUUACAUCCCCCUUCCCCCCUUUCCUGAAGUCUUUGAUAUCUUUACAAUUUUUGUACUUCAGUUUGAUCAUCUGAAGGGCUAUGUUUUAUUGACAGUUUGUACCAACAGCAAUCAUAUCAAGGGAAGAUCUUUCAAACGUAGUAGAAUAAGAUAAUAUCCAAUGUUAUAAAGGGACAGGUCCCUUAAAAGCAUGUUAUUGCUAAGCCCUGGGAUUGGAGCUCCUCUUUUUGUAUUUUAUUGAAAAGACACAUAGUUCAUUUUAAAAAUUCCUUGCAUUUGUUUAUUUUGUCAUCUGUGUUUGAACUCCUGCCCUCCCUUCAAAAUAGAUUUGUACAAACUGCACAGUGGCCUUCUUUAUGAAAGUUCAAUGCUAGGUCCAUAUUCUAUCUUUUCUCAACUUAUAGGGAAAAUUUUUUUCAACUAUGACAGCAACCGUGAAAGGUUCCCAGUUACAUUUAGCCAAGCAGGCUUUCAACUAUUAGUAGAUUAGAAUUUAUUGCUUCUCUGUAAGCUUAUGAGAAAUCAUAAGAAUUACUAUUAACACAAACACUGUUAAAAUUUAUUGUACAUCAUAAGUAGCCAUUUAAGCAUAAAUAAUGCCACUGGUGUUAUACUCCAGGUAUCAAAGCCUUUUCUGUGGUGUUUUUAGGAACAUUUGAAUGAAUGCUAAACAAGAUUAUGACUAUCAAAUGAUAAGAUGAUCAAGCACUUCUUAAAAAAAAUGCCAUAGGGGAAUCUUUGCCACUCUUGAUUUAUUAGUGUACACUAUACAUGAAUCUCCUGGCUUUGAAGCAGAAUGUGGGUAGGAUUGGCAUGAUAAACUAUCCAAGCGUAUUUUCCAGACAUGACAACAAGGAAAAUUCUAUUGGUAUUUUCCAAAUUGUGCCUCAAAUGAAAUAAAAUUUGAAGUAAAGAUUGUUAUUAAGAUCAAAAUAGCCUGUGGUGUUAGUUGUAGUUUGUGAGAGUAAUGAGGUGAUGAUUUUGUAAAAUAAUGAUAAUUUGAUAGCACCAGUGUCUGAAUAAAUUUAUUGUCUACAUUCAGCAA